Aspergillus calidoustus is the source of this 1629-nucleotide messenger RNA. The record is from the annotation of a GenBank genome assembly. Lineage: Eukaryota; Fungi; Ascomycota; Eurotiomycetes; Eurotiales; Aspergillaceae.
AUGAAGCUUUCCAGCAUCAUCACGGGUGCUGCCCUCGCCAGCAGCGCCGUCGCCGCUGACGUGGACCCGAUCAUUAUCAAGGGCUCCAAGUUCUUCUACAAGAGCAAUGACACCCAAUUCUACAUGCGUGGUGUCGCCUACCAGCAGGAAUACACCGGCCCCAAAUCCGGCACGAACAACUACAAGGAUCCACUAGCAGAUGCUGAAGCAUGCAAGCGCGACGUCCCUUACCUUGAGAAGCUUAACGCCAACACUAUCCGUGUGUACGCCGUCGACCCCAAGGCCGAUCAUACAGAAUGCAUGAAUUUGCUCAGCGAUGCUGGAAUAUACGUUAUUGCCGACCUGUCCUCCCCCAGUGAAUCGAUUAUCCGCAACAACCCCAAGUGGGACUAUGAUCUGUUCAGUCGCUAUGCGUCCGUCGUUGAUGAGCUCUCCCAAUACACCAACGUCAUUGGUUUCUUCGCAGGAAAUGAGGUCUCGAAUGACCCCAAGACAACCGGUGCCAGCGCCUUUGUCAAGGCCGCUGUUCGCGAUAUGAAGCGGUAUAUUAAGGCCAAGAACUACCGCACCAUGGGUGUUGGUUAUGCUACCAACGAUGACUCGUCAAUCCGUGUGGACAUGGCAGACUACUUUAACUGCGGUAGCAAGGAAGAAAGCAUUGAUUUCUGGGGCUACAACGUCUACUCCUGGUGUGGCGAUUCUAACUAUGAAAAGUCCGGCUUCAAGUCUCGCACUGACGAGUUCCGCGACUACUCUGUCCCCGUUUUCUUCGCCGAGUAUGGUUGCAAUGAGGUUGAGCCUCGCAAGUUCACUGAAGUCGAAGCUCUUUAUGGUGACAAGAUGGCCGAGGUCUGGUCCGGUGGUAUCGUUUACAUGUACCACCAGGAGGCCAACAAUUAUGGGCUCGUCUCCAUCGACGACGGUAAGGUCAAGACCCGCGCCGAUUACAGCUACCUCUCCGAGCAACUCGCCAGUGCAACUCCCACUGGCACAAAGAAGUCUGACUACAACCCCACGAACACUGCCCUUGCCUCCUGCCCAGCCCUCAACAAGAACUGGCAAGCCACUGACUCCCCUCUCCCUCCCUCCCCGAACCACGACCUCUGCACCUGCAUGCUCAAGUCCCUGACCUGCGUCGCCAAAUCCGACAUCUCGGGCAAGCUCCUCUCCUCGACCUUCAGCGAGGUCUGCGGAUACCAGGGCGGCAAGUUCUGCGACGGUAUCACCGGCAACGCCACCACCGGCGAGUACGGCGCCUAUAGUGUUUGUACACCGGAGCAGCAGCUCUCUUUUGCCAUGGACCAGUACUAUCAGGACCAGGUGGAGCAGGGCAACGGAGACAAUGCGUGUGACUUUGACGGUGCGGCCUCUUCACAGAGCACAUCUGAGCCGACUAGCGCUUGCUCUUCGUUGCUCGAUGCCGCUGGUACAGAGGGCACUGGCACUGUUACUGCAUCGCCCACGGCCGCAGGUGCUCAGGGAGAUACAGUCGAAGGCAGCACCGGCGCUGAUACUUCCGAUGGCGCUGGCUACACGCUUACGCCGUACAGUGUGUAUGUUGGUGCUUGGCAGGUUGGAGCUUACGUCGCUACGGCCAUGUUUGCCGGUGCUGCGAUGAUUCUGCUCUAG